GUCGCACUGCACGGAGUGAAAGAAAGGGAGCGAACAGGAGGGGAAAAAGUGCGGGCGAGACAAACAAAAUUUAUCAGUGUGACGAAAACUUUUAAUCACUCCUUCAUUGUUUCACCACACAUAGUCAAAUAUUCUCUGUCUGCUGCUGACUGUGUAUAUCACACCCAACUAUUACAAAUUGUGGCAUUCCAAAGAAGGAACUACUCGUGAAACUUCUUCAAUAACUCGAUUUCACUCCGCCACUCGGUGGAAUAUUUCUGGAUUAAAGGUCGGGACUCGAGUGCGAGGUAUUAGUGUCUCAAAGUUGAUCAAAGUUCACGUCUUGGAACGAUUGCGGUGAAAACAUGUGCAUUCUCUUCUUCGUUGCAACUGCCAAUCCAUCUCGCAAUGGCUACAAACUCAUUCUGGCCGCGAAUCGAGAUGAAGCCUACGCGCGACCAGCACUUCCAGCCUCAGCAUGGACUGACACUCAUCCUCACGUCUUCGGAGGACGCGACAUGGAACCAGGCCGAGAAGGAGGAACUUGGCUGGCUCUUGGCUCCAAAAACGGCGUGACGAAGAUAGGCGCUCUGCUAAACAUCACAGGCGAGAAGAGAAAUCCCAAUGCUUUGGGAAGAGGACCAAUCGUGAGUAAUUACGUCUCAGGAAACCUUUCAAAUCGCAAAUACUCUGAACAAUUGGUGGAACAGCAUGAGAUUUACAACUCUUUCAAUCUGGUUUCUAUUGAAUUUGACGACUCAAGUGCCUCAAUUCUUCACACCAGCAACGCACCACCGGGAAUUGAGGAAUUCCCCGGCGGUGAGAUUCUCGGCUUUGGCAACAGUCCGCACACAAUUCCCCUGCGGAAGGUGCUUCACGGCAAAGAGAAGUUCCGACAGGUGGUCAAGUCGGCCGGAAGGGAGAAUCUAGUGCGCGAAUUGAUGGAAUUCCUCAAGGACGACGAGAAGCACUGGCCAGACGCAGAGCUGAGCCGCAGAGCGCCCAACUGGGCGGAGAAACUGAGUUCGGUGUGUGUGAAAAUGCCCGCCGAGGGCUACGGAAGUCGCACGCGGACUGUGAUCUUGAUAGACGCACAGAACCGGAUGGAUUUCCACGAGGAGACCAUGGUGGGAACAGAUCCCGAUGGCGAGUGGAAGCACACGCACAUUCAACAACAGCUAUGAUGUCAACGUGUU
This is a messenger RNA of Phlebotomus argentipes, 1175 nucleotides long. RefSeq names its product transport and Golgi organization protein 2 (gene Tango2). The coding region runs from base 345 to 1163 and encodes 272 amino acids. Gene Ontology annotation, biological process: Golgi organization; protein secretion. Gene Ontology annotation, cellular component: Golgi apparatus. Lineage: Eukaryota; Metazoa; Arthropoda; Insecta; Diptera; Psychodidae. The record is from RefSeq and is a predicted model, not a curated record. The transcript has 5 exons.